Chrysoperla carnea is the source of this 321-nucleotide messenger RNA. RefSeq lists its product as uncharacterized. The coding region runs from base 1 to 321 and encodes 106 amino acids. The transcript is spliced from 3 exons. The record is from RefSeq and is a predicted model, not a curated record. NCBI's taxonomy places the organism in Eukaryota, Metazoa, Arthropoda, Insecta, Neuroptera, Chrysopidae.
AUGACAGGAAAAAUUGCCGUUGAAAAUUUUCUAGUUAUUAGUGGAUUUUUAUUCGCCUAUCAUAGUUUAAUUAAAUUAGAAAAUGAGCAAUUUUCUAUAGUGUAUUUAAAUAUACGUCGAUACAUAAGAUUAAUUCCCGUGAUAAUAUUUUGGGCAUGUUUACAUAUAUGCUUCAUUCAGUUUUUUGGAUCAGGUCCUUAUUGGAAACAAGGUAUGGAAGAAAUUAUCAAACCAUGCGAAAAAUAUUUGUUCCACACGCUAUUUUUUAUACAAAAUUAUUUAAACGAGCAAAAUAUGGAACCAUACAUUUUACCGGGAUAA